Messenger RNA from Exserohilum turcica Et28A, 1468 nucleotides. RefSeq lists its product as uncharacterized. The transcript is spliced from 3 exons. The coding region runs from base 76 to 1380 and encodes 434 amino acids. Gene Ontology annotation, biological process: fatty acid beta-oxidation. Gene Ontology annotation, molecular function: acetyl-CoA C-acetyltransferase activity. Lineage: Eukaryota; Fungi; Ascomycota; Dothideomycetes; Pleosporales; Pleosporaceae. The record is from RefSeq and is a predicted model, not a curated record.
AUGUCAUGGCCUUGAAAGAGCCUCUCUUCUCCGCAUUCUGGCGCCCCUUGGUUUUUUCCCACGUCCCUCGUCACAAUGUCUUCCGCUGCCCUCCGCGCGUCUAUCAAGAUGGCCUCGCGCCCCCAGCAACGGCUGGCUAGCAUUCAAAGGCAGUUCAGCUCCUCGGCGCCACAGAGGAAAGAAAUCCGCGAUGCCUAUAUUAUAAGCGCCAGCCGCACCCCAACCGCAGUGUUCAAUGGCAACUUUACCACGGUAUCGGCGACCCAGCUGGGCGCCACAGCCAUCAAGUCCGCUCUGGAGAAGUCAAAGGUGCCCGUUUCGUCGAUAGAUGCCGUGUACAUGGGCAACGUGCUAGGGGGAGGCGUGGGACAGGCACCAGCACGACAGGCCGCCAUUUUUGCCGGUCUUCCAACAAACAUCGAAGCCACCACUAUCAACAAAGUAUGCGCGUCAGGCCUCAAGGCCGUCAACAUUGCCGCAUCCACCAUUGAGCUCGGUCAAGCAGAAGCCCAGGUUGCCGGAGGAAUGGAGAACAUGACCAGAGUCCCGUACUAUCUGAGCCGCGCCAGCCAGCAGCCAGCCUUUGGACACCAGAAGCUCGAAGAUGGCCUCAUCGCAGACGGCCUCUGGGACGUGUACAACCAGAUCCACAUGGGCAACUGUGCAGAGAACACGGCCAAGAAGUACGAGGUUUCAAGACAGGAGCAGGACGACUACGCCAUUGAAACGUACAAGCGCGCACAGCAGGCAUACAAGGAUGGCCUUUUCAAGGACGAGAUUGUGCCCGUUACCGUCAAGUCGAGAAAGGGCGAGACCGUCGUCUCGGAAGAUGAGCAGUACAACAAGCUCAAGCUCGACAAGGUGGCGACGCUCAAGCCCGCCUUCGAAAAGGGUCCAAACGGCACCGUCACGGCGGCCAACAGCUCGCCUCUUAGCGACGGCGCAUCAGCCCUGGUCCUCGGAAGCAAGGAGAUUGCACAGAAAUACGGCAACGACAGCCGUGUACUAGCCAAGAUCAUUACCUACGCCGAUGCUGCCCUGGACCCCAUUGACUUCCCCGUCGCCCCCGCCGCGUGCGUCGAAAAGCUGCUCGCGCAAUCGGGCCUCUCCAAAGACGACAUCGCCAUCUGGGAGUUCAACGAAGCCUUUGCCGCCGUCAUCAAGGCCAACGCAAAGAUCCUGGGUCUCGGCUCCGCAAACGUAAACCCAAGGGGCGGUGCCAUUGCCCUUGGCCACGCCCUCGGCAGCUCCGGCAGCAGGAUCCUCGUUACCCUCCUCCACCAGCUGCAGCCCGGACAGUACGGCGCUGCUGUCAUUUGCAAUGGAGGCGGCGCCUCCACCGGCAUCAUUGUGCAAAAGGUGUCUGCAGAUCAGCUGUAGGUGAAUUGAAAAAAAACAUCUUCCAAGUAGAGUUUUGUGCAAAAGUGUAACGAAUAAAUGCCAUUAUCCGACCUAUCUCGUGGUCUUU